Melospiza georgiana is the source of this 801-nucleotide messenger RNA. RefSeq names its product zinc finger protein 239-like. The transcript has 2 exons. NCBI's taxonomy places the organism in Eukaryota, Metazoa, Chordata, Aves, Passeriformes, Passerellidae. The record is from RefSeq and is a predicted model, not a curated record.
AUGGAAACCAGGGAGGACAAAUCCCCACAGCAGAACCUCGUGGAAGAUAAGCCCUACAAGUGCUUGGAGUGUGGGAAAAGCUUCAGGAAGAAUUCACACCUUAUCCGCCACCAGAAUAUCCACACUGGUGAAUAGCCCUAUGAGUGUGGGGAGUGUGGAAAGGGCUUCAGCUGCAGCUCCGCCCUCAUCACCCACCAACGCAUCCACACUGGGGAGAGGCCCUAUGAAUGUACAAAGUGUCAGAAGAGGUUUCAGACCAGCUCGAAUCUCCUCCUGCACCACCAGAUCCACACUGGGGAGAAGCCCUACGAGUUUGGGGAAUGUGGGAUGAGCUUUCACCAGAGCUCCAACCUGAUCUCCCACCAGAGGACCCACACCAUGGAACGGCCCUAUGAGUGUGAGGAAUGUGGAAAGAGGUUCAAGCAGAAGUCCCACUUGAACCACCACCAGAGGAUCCACACUGGGGAAAGGCCAUACAGAUGUGGGGAAUGUAAGAUGACCUUCAGUCACAGGUCCCAACUUAACAUCCACCAAAUGAUCCACACUGGGGAGAGGCCCUACGAGUGCCCCGAGUGUCAGAAGAGGUUUCAGACCAGCUCCCAUCUGCUCCACUGCCAGCGGAUUCACACCGAGAGGAGGCCCUUCCACUGCCCUGACUGCAGGAAGGGCUUCAAGCAAAAGUCUUAUUUCAUCACCCACCGGUGCAUCCACACUGGGGAGAGGCCCUACGAGUGUCCAGAGCGUGGAAAGAGUUUGUCCAUGAGCUCUCACUUGACCAGACACCAACGGAAUCACCAGUAA